AUUGGACCGAAAAAUAGUGUAAAGGUGGCAACUUUACUAAAACCCAGAUAGGGGAGAGAGACUAGGGUUUUAGAAUUAGCUGUCAAAAUUGAAGCUUGAUCAUCCAAAAUGGUGGUGGCGCUCAGAUUAGGGUACCCAAUUAUCUGUAGAUUGGUUUCUUCCAGGACCAAAAGUUUGGGUCUUGGAAAUCUAAAACCCUCCAAUAUUUCUCUUCAGAAUCAGUUGCUUCACAGACCCAUCAGCUCAGAAAUCUCAAAGCAAGCCAAUUUCACAGUCACUUACCUCAUAAACUCAUGUGGGUUGUCCCCAGAAGAUGCAAAGUUGGCAGCUAGUAAGGUAGAGUUGCAAUCCCAAGAAGGAGCGGACUCUGUUUUGGCUCUUUUGAGCAGCCAUGGCCUCUCUGAAACCCAGAUCUCAAAGGUGGUUAAGUCACACCCAAGAGUCCUUGUAGCUGAUCCUGAGAAAACCCUUUCACCCAAGCUUGAGUUUUUCAGCUCUGUUGGGCUCUCAAGGGUGGACCUUGCUAGAGUUCUAAGUUUUAAUCCACAUCUUUUGUCAAGAAGCUUGGAGAAUCAAAUUGUGCCCUCUUAUAAUUUCCUCAGGAAUAUGAUUUCCAAGGAGAAUGUUGUGGCGGUUUUGAAGCGCAGGUCUUGGAUGUUCUUGGAGAAUCAUUCCAGGAAUGUGAUGCCCAAUAUUGAGGCUUUGAGGGAGUUGGGUAUGCCCAGAACAUGCAUUUCUCUGUUGCUUGCUCAUGACACCCAAGUGUUGAUGCACAAUCAUGAUGAGCUUGUUCAGCUUGUGAAUGAGGUCAGGGGGAUGGGAUUUGAUUUGAAGAAGUCGACUUUUGUUGUUGCACUGAGAGCAUUGUGUGGGAAGAGCAGUAGGGCCAUAUGGAAUCGAAAUCGCGAGAUUUACAAGAGGAGUUGGGGCUGGUCUGAUGAUGAUGUUAUCUCUGCUUUUAGGAAGAGCCCUCAGUGUAUGAUUUUGUCUGAGAAGAAGAUUAUGCGGACAAUGGAUUUUCUGGUGAAUAAGAUGGGAUGGUCUGCAUCAAUGAUUCCCACAUAUCCUGUAAUUUUGUGUUUCAGUUUGGAGAAUAGGAUCAUCCCGAGGUGUUCGGUUGUCAAAGUUUUGAUGAAGAAAGGAUUGGUAGAUGAAAAUGCGAGUCUGGCUUAUGCGGUGCUGCCCGCAGAGAAGCAAUUCUUGGAGAGGUUUGUGACCAGAUAUCUCAGCCAAGUGCCUAACCUGUUGAGUGUGUAUGAAGGGGAACUUGAUUUGCAGGAUGUAUGAUCCUUUGGGUAGCUUCGAGUUCUGAUUGGUGUUUGAUGCUGCACUAACUCAAAUACUCAAUGGUAGCAACUACUUUUGAACUGUAGUAUAAGUCAUUGGAGCGCUGGAACAUGGCUGGCAGAAGUGUACGAAGAUUCAAUAUCGGCCUUUGCACGGUCACCAGUUCAUUGAUUACAGUGAGUGUCACCUCGGCCAGUUAUGGCUAAGGGUCUGAUGGCUUUGCCAUAUUGAAUAGAAGUCAAAAGAGUCGGGUCAUAUAUUGGUCUCAAGUUAGAACACACGAGAUAACAAAUGUUUCUGAUAUACCACCUUCUAUAACAUAUCAUGUUUCUAUUUUUAAGUUCAAAUCAACAAAUUGAGAUCCAUUGUUAGCGUCAUG
Molecule: messenger RNA, 1666 nt
Organism: Rosa rugosa (rugosa rose)
Lineage: Eukaryota; Viridiplantae; Streptophyta; Magnoliopsida; Rosales; Rosaceae
Product: transcription termination factor MTEF18, mitochondrial-like
Exons: 2
Coding region: 109-1287 (392 amino acids)
Biological process (GO): regulation of DNA-templated transcription; chloroplast organization
Cellular component (GO): chloroplast
Molecular function (GO): double-stranded DNA binding
Source: RefSeq, a predicted model, not a curated record